Lachnellula hyalina is the source of this 2154-nucleotide messenger RNA. RefSeq lists its product as uncharacterized. The record is from RefSeq and is a predicted model, not a curated record. Lineage: Eukaryota; Fungi; Ascomycota; Leotiomycetes; Helotiales; Lachnaceae. Gene Ontology annotation, cellular component: nucleus. Gene Ontology annotation, molecular function: protein binding. The transcript has 2 exons. The coding region runs from base 1 to 2154 and encodes 717 amino acids.
AUGCAUUUUAUUCCGCAGACGCCAGUUUAUGAAGAUGCCAACUCAAGCUCUGACGCGUCAACUAUCUAUAGCUCCCACAGCUCUCCAGUGAGCAGCCACCAGAAUGGCGCUAUAUCUGAAUCUGGCCUUGGCCCUCCUAUUUGGAGCAAUGGAGAGGACGCUGUGAAGUUGUCAAAUGCUACCAGUAAGAAGGCAGUGGCCAGUGAAACCAGUCUUGCGGCUUUGCCGAGUCCGCCAUUAUCAGACUGUGAGCUGGAGACUGAGAUUGCGGACGCAGUCCUUGAAGCCCCGAUUACUGUGAAUCCGGCCAAGUCAAACUUGGAGACUGAUAAGAAGUUAGCCAAAAGGCUAAAUCUUGAUGCUGACUGGAUGGGCACUUCCCAAGUGUAUGCCACACAAGCAGCAUAUACACAAGCAUCUAAUUGGCGUAAGGCCCUCCUCGACGACCUCACCAGGUCACCAUAUGACCCAUCCAUAUACGUUGAUCUCAGUAGCGUAGAUUGCAAACUGGGUUAUACAGACAUAUGUGUCGCAAAUGCAUAUAGGGCCCUUUUGCUUGUACAAGCUGGCUCGGACACCGCCCAGAUCACUUCUCUCCCAAGCCUCGCCAAUGAUGUCCGUACAGCCAUCCAAUUUAGACUUCGAACCGCAUCCAGCUUGAUCAUUGCGGAAGAGCUCAAGGAGAUUAGGCUACAAGCCAGCCAACUUCUUUUGGAUGGGUUGAAGGGCUGCAGUGCUUCUUGGGAUGGGCUUCAAGAGGCUAAAAAGGCACUGAAGGAGUUCCCUGGCGAUCCCGAAUUGCUCGAACUUAAGAAGGAGCUGCUAGAAGACUUCAAGACGGCCCACCAAGAGCUCGUUGCAGCGGGUUGUAAACCUAAGAAUGUCCGGGAACUGACGAGAAGCGGCAAGAUCUUUCAGAAGAGAUAUCCGUGGGUAGAUGAAAGCCUCUUCUGGCGCACACCAGCUCUGGUGAGAGAUGUUAAUAAGGAGUUUGGUGAGAAUGCUCAAGUCAGAUCAGUCGUUUGGGGCCCCGAGGGAAUCUCCCCGACGAAACGAGUUAAGAGGGAGGGCGAAGAUGUCGGACCGCUUGGGAUCUUUGCAACCCGUGAUAUCAAGGAAGAUGAGGUUAUUCUUGUGGAUAGGACCCUCCUUGGUAUCUCAGAUGCUCGGUCGAACCAACUCGAUUGGUGUGAUGGCUGCAAUGCCUCUCUCCGCAUGCCGUAUCUCAACCCAAAAGACGUCCAUCACCCAGAUUGCUGUAAAAGUGUGGCAUAUUGUAGCCAAGAGUGCCAUAAUAAUGCCAUUGAUGGGUACCACUCGUUGCUCUGCGGGAAGGAAUUUGAUUGGGUCUAUACAUCAAGUUUGAUUGGAGCAUUGGGGGAAAAUGGCGAGUACGGCUCCCGCUGGAGGCCUAUCAUGUUUAAACGUCUUAUAGCCAUUGUCCUGAGCGAUAUGAAAUCCUCUUCGUCUGCAAUUACUCACCCACUGCAGCACCCCUUAGUCGCAAGAAUGGCAGCCAACUACCCACAUCCUGAUAUAUUAACACCUGAGUCGGCCCACCACUGGCAGUUCUUCGAAAAUGUCGUGGCACCAACGCAAAUCCUGCUACAGCUUGGCAUUGACGUCUUCUCCUCGCAAAUCUUCACCCAGGAGGUCAUCCAGACCAUUUACUGGCGAGUCGAGAACAACGCAAACAUGGCAUCCACUGAGCUCACUUACUCCACCCCCGCAGGUCCAGUUCAAGGCGAGAAAGUCAAUCAAGUGAACGUGAAUCCGAAUUAUCUGUUCUUCAACCACUCCUGCAUGCCUAAUGUCACAUGGCAUGGCGGCGCGGUCCCCGAUUCUAACGCAACUGAAAUAUCUUGGCUGCGCACUGGCACUGCUGAGGGAGAAGUUGAGAAGCCUGGGUCGAGCAGCGUGAUCUGCAUUGCAGAUCGAGAUAUUAAGAAGGGAGAAGAGUUGAAGAUAUCUUAUGUGGGCGAUCCGUUGGGAUUGGGAGAGGAAGGUGGCUAUUGGGAGGGAGUGAGUAGGGCGGGGAAGAGGGAGUGGAUGUUGAAGUGGUUUGAUGAUGGGUGUGGAUGUGAGGUUUGCGAGAAGGAGAAUGAGGAUGCGAGGAAGAAGGCGGUGGUGGCGGCAGCGGAGGAGAAUGUUUGA